Molecule: messenger RNA, 3114 nt
Organism: Schistocerca gregaria
Lineage: Eukaryota; Metazoa; Arthropoda; Insecta; Orthoptera; Acrididae
Product: guanine exchange factor for Rac 30-like
Exons: 3
Coding region: 208-3054 (948 amino acids)
Biological process (GO): intracellular signal transduction
Molecular function (GO): protein binding; guanyl-nucleotide exchange factor activity
Source: RefSeq, a predicted model, not a curated record
UUCUGAGCGGUGGCGCGGGGUCGGGGGGAGGCGCGCGCGGGGGGGUGGGGGGUGCGCGUCCGCCGGGGAAUUGUAUAAAGGAUUCGAGCAGUUUUUAUUUUAACAAAUAUAAAUAAAACCGUCAGAGCGAAAGCGAACACUUUUUCGUGAGAAUCAGACCUGGCUACGCUCUGAGGUAGCCGGCACAGAUAUUCUGCGCGCGCAGCAAUGGCGGUGAAUGCUGGGCUAUACAGCAGGAACAUAGGGGACUGGCUCGAGCUUCAGAACCAAUCGUUUCUGGCAUGGGUGAACCACUACCUGGAGCCCGCCGGGAUGAGCAUCAGCGAUUUCACGACGGACCUGUCGGAUGGGAUUAGGUUGAUCGUGUUGCUGGAGAUUCUGACGGGGACGAAGUUCGCGAAGUACGUGAAGAACCCGCGGUUUCCGGCGCAGAAGCUGGCGAACAUCUCGGAGGCGCUGGAGUUCAUGGCGAAGAAGUUCGGGAUCAAGUUCAUUGGAUGCAACUCGCAGGACAUCAUGGAGGGGAAGCGGAACCAGUGCAUGGGCGUGAUAUUUUUGCUGAUCAACAAGUUCAAGUCGUACUCGCUGAGUGCGCAGACGGGUCCGGGCGAGGCGGACGAGAAGUUGGCGCCGCUGCCGGACGUGAUGGUGCCGGUGGUGGAGAGGGUGGAGGGGGAGAGGGCGGCGCCGCUGGAGGGGGAGAGGGCGAGGCCCGGACAGCCGGAGGCGGCGCCGAGGCCGCCGGUGCCGCCGAAGCAGCGAAGCGCGCCGCAGGAGCUGGGCGAGAAGCGGAUUUCGGCGAUAGUGAGGGAGAAGUUGGUGGUGAGGCUGCAGGCGUAUUUCUUGGGGUACAGGGAGCGGUCGAGGUAUCGCGCGCUGCUGAGGGAGACCACGAAGGUGAUGAGGGCGUUCGAGGAGGGAGACGCGGAGAGGGAGUGGUUGGUGGCGCUGCAGGCGGCGGUGAGGUUGUACGCGGUGAAGAGCAUGCCGUCGAUACGGGCGAAGCGCCGGAGGAACGAGAUUGCGAAGGAGAUACUGACGACGGAGUCGACGUACGUGCAGUCGCUGAGGGCGUUGGUGGACGUGUAUAUGAGGAGGUUGGAGGAGUUGGGCGAGAGCGUGGUGUCGAUGCCGAAGUUGCGGACGAUUUUCUCGGAGGUGAAGGUGAUUUUGAGCUACAACGAGGUGAUUUUGGGGAAGCUGCACGACAGGAUGGAGAACUGGUACUCGAGUGGACAGCAGCUGGGAGAUAUCUUUAUUUAUUUGACAGAUUUUUUGAAGGUGUACACUGCGUAUGUGAACAAUUACGACGAGUCGAUAUCGGUGCUGCAGGACGUGUCCUGCAACCCGCAGGUGAGCGAGGUGCUGAAGAGCUGUCGGGAGGACCCGCGCGUGAGGGGGAUGGAGCUGUCGUCCUACCUGAUUAUGCCAAUUCAGCGCAUUCCGAGGUAUGUGUUGUUGCUGUCUGACCUGUUCAAGAACACGCCGGAGAACCACCCGGACUACCCGAACCUGAUGAACGCGCAGAAGAAGAUGGAGAACGUGGCGAGGUACGUGAACCAGAAGAAGCGCGAGGCGGAGAACUUGUUGGGCGUGGCGACGAUUUUGAGGCACUUGACCGACUUGGAGAACGCGAACGAGUUCAACCAGCCCCACCGGCGAUACGUGCGGUUCGGACAGCUGUUCGAGGUGGAGCCUGGGUCGGUCAUCCAGCAGAAGUCGCUGCGCACGCGCUACUUCUUCCUGUUCAACGACUUGCUGCUUUGUUCGAAGGAGCAGACGGGCGUGUUGGGCAAGAAGCGGGGCCUCGCGCUGUCGGACAUCGACUCGCUGAGGAACUCCGACGUGCAGUUCCGGUGCCUGUACGUGAUCGAGCUGAUGGACCUGAUCAUCAAUGAAAUUCCGGAGGUCAACAAGGUGAAGAACAUCUUCGAGCUGGUGAUGCCCAGCGGCAAGAAGAUCACGCUCGCGACGCCCACGUCGAAGCUGAAGGACGAGUGGGUGGGUGACCUCGACGAGAUGAUCAUGAAGUGCCUGGAGAACCACCGGUCGAGGGUGGAAAUUCCGCUGGAAGAAGAACAAGCGUGCGAAAAAAAUUUUUCGCACGACGCGUCACUGAGAAUUCCGACCUUCACCGGUCCGCUGUUCAAACGCAAUCUGGCGGGGCACUGGAAGAAGAAGCACUUCGUUCUGAUCGGCGACAUCCUCUAUUACUACGACAACAUCCUGUCGUCGAUGAACGACUCGUCUGAGCCGAAGGGCAAGAUUUACCUCCUGUUCACGAGCGUGACGUUCUUGUCCGUCAUGGACAGGCAUUUUUGCUUCCGACUUUGUCUGAAGUCGAAGGUCUAUUACCUGAGCGCCGACUCCGCGCACGCUCGGCUGCAGUGGAUCAACAUGAUUCGGUCCUCGAUUUCGAAGCACCUGAACCAAAUCGAGCUCAAUCAGCGCCCCGCCGACUCGGUGCGGCCCGUGUCGACCUCCGCGCCGCCCCCGCCGAGCGCGAUUCCGGUGGGGAACCUCAAGCGCGUCAAGAACAUCGGCGACAAGCGGCGCAGCAUGGAAUCUCCCGACGUGGCGAGCGCGGUCCCUCCGAAGCUGCCCCUUUCGGAGAUCUCCCAACGCGCCUCUCGCUCCCAAACGCUCUGCACGCCGCGGGGCGCCGACGACAAGCAGUCUCGACCCGCGUCGACGAAGCAACACUCGAAACGCCGGAGGAAAAAAUUCCGCGAAACGGUUUGCGAGCUGCGAACCGGCGAGCUGUACAAGUACUCGUACGGGUCCACGAAGAUCACCAAGUAUCGCAUGACCCUGACUCAAAAGAGCAUUCUGUACUAUCGCGGCAACCGGAAAAAGCCGGCCGGGAUGAUCGACCUGCUGUUGGUCCGAUCGCAGCCCCAGAAGAGGGCGGUCCCCGUCACCAUUGACGAUCUGAGCCUCUACGAGUUCACACUGCUCACCUCGGACAGGAACGUGGUGCUGGCCUCCGAGUGCGAGAAAGAGGCCAAUGGGUGGCUGGAGGACAUCAGCAACGCCCUCUCCAAUCUGUUCUGAGAAAAAAAGAAAAUAAAAAAAAAAAGAAAAUAUAAAUCGCAACGGUCGCAUCGCUUGGCA